Strongylocentrotus purpuratus (purple sea urchin) is the source of this 2623-nucleotide messenger RNA. It is a transcript of the gene stk36, whose product is annotated as serine/threonine-protein kinase 36. Gene Ontology annotation, molecular function: protein kinase activity; ATP binding. NCBI's taxonomy places the organism in Eukaryota, Metazoa, Echinodermata, Echinoidea, Camarodonta, Strongylocentrotidae. Gene Ontology annotation, biological process: protein phosphorylation. The coding region runs from base 185 to 2602 and encodes 805 amino acids. The transcript is spliced from 21 exons. Gene Ontology annotation, cellular component: cytoplasm. The record is from RefSeq and is a predicted model, not a curated record.
CGCGUUAUGUUGGCAUGGAAAUUGAGGAGCGUUUACGUUUAUGUGCUUCCCGGCGAAGAUUUUACGUUUAGAUCUGAAUAACAUUUUAGUCAAGAGAUUGUGGUCUUAGCAGUCGACACUUCCAUUCCACCCAACCUCGAUAUAAUAGUGAUGACAAGAAGUGAGUAAUACUAGAGAACACAUCAUGGAGAACUACCAUGUCUUGGAGCUUAUCGGAGAGGGAUCUUUUGGUAAAGUCUACAGGGGAAGGAGGAAAUUUACAGGCAAGAUUGUUGCUUUGAAGUUUAUCCCCAAGCUGGGUCGCAGUGACAAAGAACUGGACAGUCUGCGCAAGGAGAUUGAAAUCAUGAAAGAGAUGCACCAUCCAAACAUCAUUGAGAUGUUGGAUACGUUUGAGACUGACAAAGAGGUGGUAGCAGUUACAGACUAUGCAGAAGGAGAGUUAUUCCAGAUUCUAGAGGAUGAUGGUACUCUGCCUGAGGAACAGGUGAAAGAGAUUGCCUGUCAGCUUCUCUCAGCUCUCUACUACCUGCACGCCCAUCGCAUCCUGCACAGAGACAUGAAACCCCAGAACAUUCUCCUGGGCAAAGGGGGCGUGGUCAAACUCUGCGACUUUGGCUUUGCCAGGGCCAUGAGUAUCAAUACCCUUGUCCUCACUUCAAUCAAGGGCACCCCUCUGUACAUGGCACCUGAACUGGUGGAGGAGAAACCUUACGAUCACACGGCCGACCUUUGGUCCCUCGGAUGCAUCCUGUAUGAGCUGUUUGUGGGAACGCCCCCAUUCUACACCAAUAGCAUAUUCCAGCUUGUUAGUCUCAUUAUUAAGGAUCCAGUCAAAUGGCCCAAGAACAUGGAACCAGAAUUCAAGGAUUUCCUACAGGGCUUGUUGACAAAGAGUGCCAAGCAUCGCCUGACAUGGCCGGCUCUUCUCUAUCAUCCCUUUGUGGAUGGAGGGGUCAAAGUGUCGGACUCCCUGACUGAGCACCCAUUCACCCAGGCGCCCUCUGCCGAGGAGGUGGCUCGCAAGGAGAAGGCCGUGCAGGAGAAGUCUUCUAAUGUGGCCCCCGGCACCACCAUCAUGAGGAAACUCAAGCAGAGGGAGCAGGGCCCACCCACAGAGGAGCAGAAAGAUGGGGCAGGGGGCGACGGCAAGAAACCCCACAAGCCCAGCAGUGAGAAGGCCAAGGCCAAGCCCCGCAUUGCCAAGAGCGAGCCCUGGCCUAGCGUCAAAGAACAGGAACCGACUCCCAGGGAGAACCGCAUCACACAUGAUUACAAACAGGAGUUCCCCAGUGUAGAGGUGGAGAGCAGACGAGUCCUGAAGAAAGAAGGAGGCAAGGCUAAAGACAUGAGGAAAAGCAUUGAUAAUGUCAGACUGCAAGAAGAAGAUGUUGACAGCGAGGAUGAAUGGGACUCCCUGUGCGACAUCACCAACCCUGACACCACCGACCCGAGGUCCAUCGAAGCUCUCCUGCAGGACAAGGCCUUUGUGGAGCGCAUCGCCUCAAGACUUGAAGAAACGUCCAAGCAAACACUGGAAGGGAUGCUUGAGGGUGCGUCCAGACUCAGGCUGGUCCUGCAUGUCAUCAAUAAUCUGCUGGCUUACAAAGGUUUUGCUGAUCUCCUCACUGACUUUUGCCACAUGACCAAAGUGCCCAUGUUACCUCUGGAUGUCCUCAGCAAAAUGAAGGAUAAUAGCACAGUCAAAGAGCAAGCAUGGUUUGUACAGAUCCUGACUGACUUGGUGAGUGUGAUGGCAGCAUACGUGAUGUCAGAUGUGGCUAUAGAGCUAAACAUUGACAGGACCAAAGAUGUAAUGGAGGCAGCUCUCAACUUUGCUGGUAUCCUACCAUGGUUAAUACACAUCAAGGAAGAUGAGGAUCUUAAUCUAAGGGCACAGUCUGUCUGUUGCUUUAUUUACCAAUGUGAGGUAAUGGACAGGGCCCAUGAGGAGUUUGUGACAGGGUACUACGCCGGCCUGGCAACCACUCAUCUCCCGGUGGUCACCGCUCUACUCAAGACCUUGGAGCAAGACGAGGCUCUCGUCAAAAAAGUUACAAGCGGACCGGAGGGGGAAGCGUUUGGGGAUCGCUGGGAGCAGAUGUGCGGUGUGGCUAUAGGAGGCCUGGCAGAGCUGGUCUAUCUUCAGCAGGGACUCGAUACAUGCGUAGAGGGCAAGCGCAAGAUGGCUGCAUCGUUAGGAGAUCUGUUUGCCGAACCCAGCCACCAUGUACUGACAGAUAACCUGAUGAAGUACAUCGCCCAUCCGUCCUUCUGUGAGAAUGCACUCAAGACAAUAUACUUUGGAUGUCAGAUGUCACCUCAGCUUAGUAAAUACAUUGCUUGUAAAGAGGAACAUGUUAGUCUCAUCCUGCUAGUCUUACAGGGAAAGACUGAGAUUGAAGACAUGAGUCAGAACACAGUGUAUGAGAUGUGCACACAUAUCCUGAGUACUCUCACCGUACAACUCCAAGCAAUACCUGAAAUAUUGUUGAAUUCCAGUCCCCUGUUUGCAGCCAUCUUGCUUGAUUCUCAGAUUGCAAGCCAUACAGUAAGUACCAUCAUCUCCAUCGUCAUUAUCAUCUCAUUACUGUUGUCAUGAAGAUUGGAUCAAAAAAAAAAA